CGAGCGCCUCUGAAUGCCGCCACUGCUGCUGCAGGGCGGAGGGUGUGUCCUUGAGCCCCCACCCCUCGGUGUAGCGGGCGGGGGGGUGGAGACCGGCGGCAGGAGGCGGAGGAGGAGGAAGUGGAGGCGGCGGCGAAUAGCGGGCAAAUGGAGACCUGAAAGGGUUGCGGCGGCAGCCUCAGUCAGCAGGCGAGCCUGGCUCCAGACGCCUCACUCCUCCCGCGGGGCGGUCUGUGCAAGCUCCGAGUUGCCGUCGCCUCAGGCUGUGGUUGCUGGGAGAGCAAGAGCCGCCGCCUUGUGCCUGCUCCAUUUAACCGGCAGAGCAGGAGGGCGGCUGCUGCUGCCGCCACCGCCUCUACCGGAGAGACGCUUUCCCCUCCGCCGGGGGCACCUUCCCGUUGUCUCGGGACCUUCCUGGAUCCGCUUGGCCUCGGAGGGCCUGCAAAAAAGGGUUGCACCCAACUUGCUGUUUGCAAGGAGCCCGCCUGAGCCAUGCCAGCCUGGGGUGCGGGGAAGUUUCCAGAUGGCUACUGAGCUGCUGCUGACUUCUCCCCCCUCCCUCUGCAAGGUUCCUGCUGCUGCUACUGGAAAUCUCACAUGGCUGUGAAAUCCUAAAGAGCCCCGACCCCUCAGGCACCCUGAAGACUGAAUGAGCGCCCUAUAGCGCCGCGUCUUGAGAAGGGGGCUCUUGGGCUCCAGCCUUCGCGUUCCUCCUCCUCGACUCGUUAUUAUUAAUUGUUUUCAAUAACUUGGGUGAAGCGGAAGGGAAGAUGCAGACCUUUCUGAAAGGGAAACGGGUUGGUUAUUGGCUGAGCGAAAAGAAAAUCAAGAAGCUGAAUUUCCAGGCGUUUGCGGUGCUUUGCAGGAAAAGGGGAAUAGAAGUAAUACAGCUUGACCUUACCAGACCAAUAGAAGAUCAGGGCCCAUUAGAUGUGAUCAUACACAAACUAACAGAUGUCAUCAUUGAAGCUGACCAAAAUGACAGCCAGUCAUUGGAGUUGGUGCAUAGGUUCCAGGAGUAUAUUGAUGCUCAUCCUGAAACCAUCAUUCUGGACCCACUUCCUGCAAUCAGGACACUGCUGGAUCGAUCAAAGUCUUAUGAGCUUAUUAGACAGAUAGAGGCCUAUAUGCAAGAUGAGAGGAUCUGUUCUCCACCAUUUAUGGAACUGACAAGCACAUACGGAGAAGAUACCUUGCAGCAAAUAGAGAAGAGUGGAAUAGAAUUCCCAUUCAUUUGCAAGACAAGAGUGGCCCAUGGAACCAACUCUCAUGAAAUGGCUAUCAUAUUCAACCAGGAAGGCCUGAAGGCUAUUCAGCCCCCCUGUGUGAUUCAGAGCUUCAUCAACCAUAACGCUGUCCUCUAUAAAGUCUUCGUGGUUGGAGAGUCAUACAGCGUGGUGAAGAGGCCGUCUCUCAAGAACUUCUCAGCCGGCAUUUCAGAUAGAGAAUCGAUAUUUUUCAACAGCCACAAUGUAUCAAAGCCAGAAUCCUCAUCAGUCCUAACAGCACUCGAUAAAAUAGAAGGUGUGUUUGAAAGGCCGAACGACGAGGUCAUACGAGCGAUCUCGAAGGCGCUGCAGCAGGCCCUAGGGGUGUCUCUCUUUGGGAUUGACAUCAUCAUUAACAAUCAGACUGGUCAACAUGCUGUGAUUGACAUCAAUGCAUUCCCAGGUUAUGAGGGCGUCUCGGAAUUCUUCACGGAUCUCCUCAACCACAUAGCUGCCGUCCUGCAGGGGCAAGCACCCGAGGCACCCCAGCUGAACCGGAGCAAGCACCUGGCCGAACAGACCGGCAGCUUGGCAGGGGAGCGGACAUGCUGCGCGAGCAACGGCUGCCGGAGCAUGGUGGGCAAAGACCCUUGGAUCGUGGACAGCGAGGCCACCCCCUCAGUCAAGCUUCAGCACCAGAGACUAGGUUGCAACUCGGCUGUCUCUCCCAGCUUCCAGCAGCACUGCGUGGCCACAUUGGCAACGAAAGCUUCCUCUCAAUAACCCAAACCGGCUCCGUAGACUGAGGGGGAGGCCCCUAGGCCCCAGGAUCAAAGCAGGCUGGUUGGUAAUGCAACUACUACGUUAAAAAAAGAAGAAAUCUUUAUUAGUUCACCGUGAUUUUUUUUAAAGGAAAAAAGAAACAAAUUUAGUGAUCUGGGUCCACUUCAUCAGAUUCCUACUGCAGCUGCGUAGUGAUUUUACACACGCUUGUGUAUCUGUGUGUGUGUGUGUGCGUCCUUGUGUGUGUGUGUGCGCGCACACACAUGUCUUUUUAAACACUAGAUCCCUUAAUAUGGGAGGAUGGGAAGGGGAUAUCACUUGUUUUUGUUUUGUUUUCAUUUGUAAUCAUUAGUGACCAGUAAACCUCACAGAAUGGAUAAGGCUUGCAUCUGAAAAAAUUACCCAGUCAAAAUCCAACAGCCCUUCUUCACUUCCCUCUCAGCUUGCUCUAAAGAGUAGGGCAAGAGAGCACACAGAAUGUUUUUAUUGUGCACUGAAAAGGUUCUCAGCCAGGUGAAAGCCUAUAUGAUUCUGUUGUCAUUGGCUGUGUCACUACCUGUCGCACAAGAGAAUCCUGGGGAGGUUUCUUCAGCCAGGCCUUUUCCUUUCCCUCAAUAGUUCUUCUGCUUUCCCUGUCACGAGACUCAACAGGGGUCAGCUGUGGUUGUGACCUCUGCUCACUACAACUUAUUCUCUUCAAAAACAGGCCAGGCUUUUUACCCUACCGCCUCUUUCACUCUUCUGGGUUGAUUCUGUGGGAUACUUCUUGAAGGGGUAACAUGUAUUCAUCUGUAAUUGUGUUGCACUAUCUGGCUGUACCUUAAGACCAGUAGCAAAACCAGGAGUGUUUCUUUCCUCUGAACCAAUAAAGCCUGCCUCUGCAACCUUGGCCAGUUCCAGCUAUUAUAUCAAAAGUAGCUUGGACCAGUUAAGAGAAGGCUUGGUUAGUAAACCUGAGGGCCUCUUCCUGUUUGAAACAAUCUCUAAAUUGUUUGAAAGGAAACAUUUUAAAAAUCCUGAGUUGUCUAAGCAUCAGUGGAGCAGUUGAACAUUUUACACAAGCUUCAGCUUGUGGGGGGGUCCAGUUCACCUGCUUACCCAAAUCCAUUUCCUGUGCUCAUAGUGAAUGCAUCCAAAGUUAAUCUGCACCUCCUUUUUUGGAGAGGUAGAAGGAAGAUGUGAAUCGUGCAUACACAUGGCCAUCAUCAUGCAUUAUGGCAUAGGGCUGUAACGGGGAGGGGGGGCAGUGAAUGCUCGUACUCCCUGAACGGCCAUACCAGAAAAGCCCCCCCCCCUUUAAAGAGCACGAAUUAGUCUUAAUUCACCACUGAUGUCAAACAUUCUUGAAUUUCUAGUCUGGAAGGAGAAGGUGGGAAGACCUGAUGAGAUUUUGGAACAGAGAAAGAGAGAAGGGGAAUGCCAAGAGAGUUUUAUAGCCUGCAUAUUGGCCUGCGCUUUCUAGCUGAGGGAAUGCCUAGAACUGUCCAUAUGGGGGAAGAAUGCUUGGCUUGUGAGGUAUUUUUAAGCCCCAGUAUAAAGACUCUGCAGGAAAUAGUAAUUGAUAUAAUCACCCUUUAAAAGUAGGUGGUUUCUGUUCAGAGAUGAGAGAUCAUCAGACAUUCAUUUUGGGUUUCUGAAUCCAUUUUGAGUCAUUGCAGUUUGGAACGAUGCUUUCUGUUAUCGACAGUUGCUGAGGGAUCACAAUGGAAAACAGGUAGGGAUUUGAGUGCACAUUUUUAACACACAUUAGGCAGGGGUGAAAAGUAGGUUGAGCGUGGAUUUAUAGAACUCUUCGAUACCAUUAACCUCUUGCAAGUUCAUGAUCUUUUUUUUUUAAGAGAUUGCAAUCAGAACCCCCCCCCCCCUGUGUUCUUGUGAGCAAUGCAAGCUGGAACAUAGUUUCCCCCUGACAAGUGAUCACAACCCAACGCAGGUCUUUAUAUCAUUUAGUAAGGCAAAACACAUUGCAGUUUGUUCCAGCCCUGCUCUACCUCAUUGGUUGUUGGGACUGAUGAUGUCAUGUUGUGCCAUACUAAAUAUAAUGAGAGAACAGGAGAAAAGAAAGCAUGGACUAGUUCCAGACACUGUUGACCUCAGGGAACCCCUACUAGGGUAUAUGAUUCUACUAUGGCAUCACUGGGUUUUGGAAUUCUCUCUCUCUUUUUUUUAACUAUUAACUUUUCUCUUUCUCCCCCUCCCACCCAUCCCCUGCACCCCCCUCCAAAAUGAAAUGGCAAUAUUAAAAUAAAUUUGAGCUGAGGGAGAGAGAAGAGGAGAGAUUCUGUUUGGUGUGAUUUAGUAGUGGGAGACAUUUCAAAACUAACAAUGUUUACAUGAAUCUGAGUAUUGGAUCCAAUUGUGGUGUCUUUUGUGCUGUUUCCUGAUUUUAACAAUGAAUUCUUUUUCUUUAAAUGGCUGCCUUCUAAAUUUUGGUUGGCCUAUUUUGCACUGCUUCAUUUCUCUGUAAUAAAACUACUGAAAUAUGA
Heteronotia binoei (common prickly gecko) is the source of this 4477-nucleotide messenger RNA. It is a transcript of the gene ITPK1, whose product is annotated as inositol-tetrakisphosphate 1-kinase. Gene Ontology annotation, biological process: inositol trisphosphate metabolic process. NCBI's taxonomy places the organism in Eukaryota, Metazoa, Chordata, Lepidosauria, Squamata, Gekkonidae. Gene Ontology annotation, molecular function: inositol-1,3,4-trisphosphate 6-kinase activity; inositol-3,4,5,6-tetrakisphosphate 1-kinase activity; magnesium ion binding. The transcript has 10 exons. Bases 771 to 1991 code for a protein of 406 amino acids. Gene Ontology annotation, cellular component: cytoplasm. The record is from RefSeq and is a predicted model, not a curated record.